AUGCUGGAUAAAUCCCAUAACCCAUCCUUACUGGACUUAUUACACCACCAUCUACCAGCAGCUACCACUCCACAGAUUACACCACUAGCUACCACUCCACAGAUUACACCACCAACUACUAUUCCACAGAUUACACCACCAGCUUCUACUUCACAGAUUACACCACCAGCUACCACUCCACAGAUUACACCACCAACUACCACUCCACAGAUUACACCACCAUCUACCACUCCACAGAUUACACCACCAACUACCACUCCACAGAUUACACCACCAUCUACCACUCCACAGAUUACACCACCAGCUACCACUCCACAGAUUACGCCACCAGCUACCACUCCACAGAUUACACCACUAGCUACCACUCCACAGAUUACACCACCAACUACUAUUCCACAGAUUACACCACCAGCUUCUACUUCACAGAUUACACCACCAACUACCACUCCACAGAUUACACCACCAACUACCACUCUACAGAUUACACCACUAGCUACCACUCCACAGAUUACACCACCAGCUCCCACUCCACAGAUUACACCACCAUCUACCACUCCACAGAUUACACCACCAUCUACCACUCCACAGAUUACACCACCAGCUUCCACUCCACAGAUUACACCACCAGCUCCCACUCCACAGAUUACACCAGUCCAACAGUCACACAGCAAAUUGAAUACAAUAGUUAACACUUCAGCACCACUGGGAAACCACAACCAUGUGUCAUACUUUACAGAUAAACAAUAG
This is a messenger RNA of Ylistrum balloti, 747 nucleotides long. RefSeq lists its product as uncharacterized. The coding region runs from base 1 to 747 and encodes 248 amino acids. NCBI's taxonomy places the organism in Eukaryota, Metazoa, Mollusca, Bivalvia, Pectinida, Pectinidae. The transcript has 2 exons. The record is from RefSeq and is a predicted model, not a curated record.